Myotis davidii is the source of this 1005-nucleotide messenger RNA. Its product is annotated as olfactory receptor 7A17. Gene Ontology annotation, biological process: G protein-coupled receptor signaling pathway. NCBI's taxonomy places the organism in Eukaryota, Metazoa, Chordata, Mammalia, Chiroptera, Vespertilionidae. Gene Ontology annotation, cellular component: membrane. Bases 1 to 1005 code for a protein of 334 amino acids. The transcript has a single exon. Gene Ontology annotation, molecular function: olfactory receptor activity; G protein-coupled receptor activity. The record is from RefSeq and is a predicted model, not a curated record.
AUGGAACUGGAGAACCUCACAGGAUUUUCAGAAUUUCUUCUUUUGGGAUUAUCAGAGGAACCAGAACUGCAGCCCCUCAUAUUUGGACUGUUCCUCUCCAUGUACCUGAUCACUGUGUUGGGAAACCUACUCAUUGUCCUGGCCGUCAGCUCAGACUCCCACCUCCACACACCCAUGUACUUCUUCCUCUCCAACCUGUCCUUGGUAGACAUCUGUGUCACCUCCACCACCGUCCCAAAGAUGCUGUGGAACAUCCAGACACAGAGCAAAGCCAUCACCUAUGAAGGCUGCAUCACCCAGAUGUUCUUUUUCCUAUUAUUUGGGGGACUGGAUGACUUCCUCCUGACUGUGAUGGCCUAUGACCGGCUUGUGGCCAUCUGCCACCCGCUGCACUACACAGUCAUCAUGAACCCCCGGCUCUGUGGACUGCUGGUUCUGGUGUCCUGGAUCAUGAGUGCUUUGGAUUCCUUGUUACAAGGCUUAACCGCAUUGCGACUGUCUUUCUAUCCAGACUUAGAAAUCCCACACUUUUUCUGUGAACUCAAUCAGAUGGUCCAACUUGCCUCUUCUGACACCUUUCUUAACAACAUGGUGAUGUAUUUUGGAACUGGACUCCUGGGUGGUGGUCCCUUUGUUGGUAUCCUUUACUCUUACUCUAAGAUAGUGGCCUCCAUACGUGCAAUCCCAUCAGCUCAGGGGAAGUAUAAGGCAUUUUCUACCUGUGUGUCUCACCUCUUGGUUGUCUCUUUGUUUUAUGGUACAGCCCUAGGAGUAUACCUCAGUUCUGCUGCUACCCAUAGCCCACACUCAAGUGCAGCAGCCUCAGUGAUGUACACUGUGGUCACACCCAUGCUGAACCCCUUCAUCUACAGUCUCAGGAGCAAAGACAUAAAGAGGGCUCUGAAAAGAUUGCUUGGGAUGGCAGCUAUAAAAGGACCCAUUUUCAUAGGGCUGAAGAAAUUCACAUUACAGCUGGACUCAAAGCCUCAGAGCCAGAUGUUUUGA